Molecule: messenger RNA, 1233 nt
Organism: Pyricularia pennisetigena
Lineage: Eukaryota; Fungi; Ascomycota; Sordariomycetes; Magnaporthales; Pyriculariaceae
Exons: 1
Coding region: 1-1233 (410 amino acids)
Biological process (GO): DNA repair; DNA-templated DNA replication
Cellular component (GO): DNA replication factor C complex; Rad17 RFC-like complex; Elg1 RFC-like complex
Molecular function (GO): DNA binding; ATP binding; DNA clamp loader activity
Source: RefSeq, a predicted model, not a curated record
AUGUCCGAUUUCGAAGACGAAAUGGAAAUCGACGCACCGCCCCCAGCGGCCGCCAUAACCUUCUCCUCAGCGGCCACAGAAAAGGGCAAGCGCAGCGCCGCUAACCUCCCCGUCGAGGCCGAGGACUCGCUACCCUGGGUGGAAAAGUACCGCCCCGUAUCACUCGCCGACGUGUCUGGCCACCAGGACAUUUUGGCCACGGUCAACAAGUUUGUCGACGCAAACCGCCUGCCCCACCUGCUGCUGUACGGGCCCCCGGGGACGGGCAAGACGUCGACGAUAUUGGCGCUGGCCAGGAGGAUCUACGGCGCCGACAAUGUGCGGCAGAUGGUGCUGGAGCUGAACGCGUCCGAUGACCGCGGAAUCGACGUGGUCAGGGAGCAGAUCAAGACGUUUGCGAGCACCAAGCAGAUCUUUACCAUGGGGUCGAAACCUACACCGGCGGCAACAGCAGCAGCAGCAGCAUCAUCAUCAUCAUCAAACAGCAACAAUCCCUCGGCGGCCCGCCCGACCCCCUCCUACAAGCUCAUCAUCCUGGACGAGGCCGACGCCAUGACCAACACGGCACAGAUGGCGCUCCGGUGCAUCAUGGAAAAGUACACGGCCAACACGCGCUUCUGCAUCAUUGCAAACUACGCCCACAAGCUGUCGCCCGCCCUGCUGUCCCGCUGCACGCGGUUCCGCUUCAGCCCGCUCAAGGAGGCCGACAUACGCGUGCUGGUGGACCGCGUCGUCGAGGAGGAGACCGUCAACAUCCGCCCGGACGCCGUCGACGCCCUGGUCCGGCUCGCCAGGGGAGACAUGCGCCGCGCCCUCAACGUCCUGCAGGCCUGCCACGCGAGCAGCACACCGCUGCGGGAGAAGGGCGCGGCCGCCGACGCCGCCGCAGUGGUCAGGGACACCAUCACGGUCGAGACGAUAUACAACUGCAUCGCGGCGCCGCCGCCAGAGGCCAUCAAGGAGAUCCUCGACACCCUGCUGGCCACCAGCGACGUCGUGUCGUGCCUCGGCACCAUCAACGCGCUCAAGGCCACGCGCGGCCUGGCCCUCGCGGAUAUCAUCACCGCGCUCUCGGAGGAGCUGGUCAAGCUCGAGGUCAAGCCCGAGGUCAUGAUCACGUGGCUGGAUGGGCUGGCGGAGAUAGAGCACCGCGUCGCCGGCGGCGCCGGAGAGGCCGUGCAGACGGGCGCCGUGGUUGGUGUUGUGAGGAGGGGGGUGGAGCUGAUGGGUUGA